CAUAACAUGCACCGAUAAAAAGUUAGGUUAUGUUUAUACGAAUUUUGUGUAUACACUAUACGAAACACGAAACCAAACAACUCUGAAGACGUCGUACGCAGCUUUUGCAACAAACUGCAGUUUAUUUUCAACAAAUUCAGAAGCAGUAGUUAUAUGAGAAUAAAAAAUGGUAGAGGACGUACAACGGCACUCUGUGCAUACACUGGUAUUCAGAUCUCUGAAACGAUCUCACGAUAUGUUUAUUUCCAACCAAGGGAACUUACCGACUGUAGACGAAACGGCUGAAAAAAUUCGAAGAGCUGUAAAAGCCCGAGACUCCUAUGGCUUAGUAUUCGAUGACGUAAAGAAAAUGCAAGCUAUGAAACACCUCCGUGAAUCAGAAGCUGGUCCAAAUCCUCCACCUCCUGGUACAGCAGAAAAUGAACUCAACACAGCUGAUGGGGCAAUGGUUCCAUAUAAUGAUAAUGCAUUAGUAGCCAGAAAUAAUCCGAAUACACCGAAUCAGUUAGCACAUAUGAUAAAGAAAGCUCCAACCAUGCCAAAACCUAAGUGGCACCCACCUUGGAAGCUGUAUAGAGUUAUAGCUGGGCAUUUGGGUUGGGUACGGUGCGCAGCUGUCGAACCUGGAAAUGAGUGGUUUGCUACUGGAGCUGCAGAUAGGAUAAUCAAAAUAUGGGAUCUAGCAAGUGGGCAACUGAAAGUGUCACUCACAGGACAUGUCAGUACAGUUAGAGGACUUGCAGUAAGUGCCAGACAUCCAUAUCUGUUCAGUUGUGGAGAAGAUAGGCAAGUGAAGUGUUGGGAUCUUGAAUACAAUAAGGUGAUAAGGCACUACCAUGGACAUCUAUCAGCAGUAUAUUCACUAGCUCUCCAUCCAACAAUUGACGUAUUGUUGACAGCUGGUCGCGAUUCCACCGCCAGGGUAUGGGACAUGCGCACUAAGGCGAAUGUUCACACUUUAACUGGACAUACGCAUACAGUGACAACUGUCAUUGCUCAAGCUAGUGAACCACAAGUCAUUACAGGAAGUCAUGAUUCUACAAUUAGAUUAUGGGACCUUGCAGCUGGAAAAUCAAUAUGCACCCUAACCAAUCACAAAAAGAGCGUGAGAGAUGUUGUUUUCCACCCGACCUUUUACAGAAAUAUGUUUGCUUCAUGCUCACCUGAUAAUAUAAAACAAUGGAAAUGUCCAGAUGGAAAGUUUAUCCAGAAUUUGUCUGGCCACAAUUGUAUUGUCAAUUGUCUUGCUGUGAACCCUGAAAGUGUUCUGGUAUCUGCAGGAGAUAAUGGUACUAUGUUCUUCUGGGAUUGGAGGACUGGCUAUAACUUCCAAAGGUUACAAGCUCCAGUUCAACCUGGAUCAAUGGACAGUGAAGCUGGCAUAUUCUCAAUGACAUUCGAUAAUUCCGGAUCUAGAUUGAUAACGACCGAGGCUGAUAAGACGAUAAAAAUAUACAAGGAAGACGACACGGCGACUGAGGAGACACAUCCCAUCAACUGGAAACCGGAUAUACUUAAGAGGAGGAAGUUUUAAAGCAAAGUUUGUUUUUUAUUUUUUUCCAUAUUUUCUAUUUAUCUUCCUUUGUCAAUUUUUAAUAAAACCAUCCUUGUGCAGAAGAAACAUUA
Messenger RNA from Acanthoscelides obtectus, 1626 nucleotides. Lineage: Eukaryota; Metazoa; Arthropoda; Insecta; Coleoptera; Chrysomelidae. The record is from the annotation of a GenBank genome assembly.